This is a messenger RNA of Episyrphus balteatus (marmalade hoverfly), 2012 nucleotides long. Its product is annotated as sodium-dependent proline transporter-like. The coding region runs from base 170 to 1930 and encodes 586 amino acids. Gene Ontology annotation, biological process: sodium ion transmembrane transport. Gene Ontology annotation, cellular component: membrane. The transcript has 10 exons. Lineage: Eukaryota; Metazoa; Arthropoda; Insecta; Diptera; Syrphidae. The record is from RefSeq and is a predicted model, not a curated record.
UAAUUUCGCAUCGUGCCGGCGGUAGUCGUACAUCGUCGGAAGAAAUUGUUAGAAAAAUAUUUUCGUUUACAAGUUUAUUUAUUUGUUUUUUUUUUUUUUUUUGAGACGAAAGAGUAAAUAAUCAAAAAUUUAAGAAGAUAAAUAAAUAAAUAAAUACAAAAAAACUAUUAUGGCCUAUGAAACGUCAUACGACUCGGGCCUAAAACCGUUUAAUCAUGACAAAAACCGUGGGAAAUGGGCAUCGCCGAAGGAUUUUCUAUUUGCAUGUCUAGGUCAUACAUUUAAACCAGAUGCAGUUUUCAUUUAUCCAUGGGUUAUUUUAAGAGAUAAUGGAAUUUUUACAUUGAUUCCAUACUUUAUCACAUUAGGAGUGUGUGUUAUACCGAUCGUGUUUAUGCAAUCAUUUCUAGGCCAGUUUUCAAGCACUGGAUUCAUAUCAGUCUUUCGAAUUUCACCACUUUUUAAAGGUAUUGGAUAUAUUUCGCUUAUUAUCAAUUUAACAAGCCUUACAUACUAUGCUGUACUGGGAGCUAUUCCACUGUUUUAUUUUUUCCACACUCUUACACCAACAAUACCCUGGAGCUGUGAAGGCGCAAAAACUUGGAUGAAACUUGAAGAAAAUGCUUCUUCGAUCUGUGAAUUUUACAAUCAUAGUAACGUCAAAAAAUAUGAUUUAGAAAUACCAUCUGUAGAGUUUUUCAAUAAUGAAUUAGAUACAUUAACUAUGUACCAUAGUGAACAUCCUGAAGGAAGAUUUUCAUGGAUCUUAAUGAUAUGCAGUUUUCUUAUUUGGGCCAUGGUUGCCUUCGUUAUUAUUAAACCUGUUGAAAUGAUUGGAAAAUUCCUUCGUUACUCUUGCAUUACAGUCCUUGGAAUAAUGGGAUUAAUUUUACUUCGUUUUCUUUUUUUGCCUGGAGCAAUGAAGGGUUUAAUAUCCUUCUUAUUUCAUCCACUUAUGUAUAAUUUGGAACCUUUAGUUUAUGUACCUUUGGUGGCUUUUGCAGCCCUUGGACCUGGAUUUGGUUCUGUACUAACAAUGGCAAGUUAUAAUAAAUUCGAUACGAAUAUAUUUCGUUAUAGUUGGGUCUUGUGUGUGGCACAAGUUGGAGUUAUGUUGGGUUUGGCUUUUAUGUCACUCUUUAUUUACAGUUAUAUGAUAAAAGACGAUUACGAGAUUGAUUUCAAGUUUGUUCACACACAAUGGGUGGAGUUUUUGACCAUAGCAACUGGACUUACAGAUUUGGAAUUCCCACACAUUUGGUCACUGUUAUUUUUUGCAAUGAUUAUUCUUGGAUGUUUAAAUCUCUUGAUUGUUCAACUUUUAUCAGUUUUGACUUCUCUGUUCGAUGAAUUUGAAAUGCUUCGAGUGUUGAAGAAAGAAAUAACUUUGUCAACUGUGGGAAUUAUGUCUCUGGCUUCUAUUUUCUUUUGUACCAAUUAUGGAAUUACGUCCUUUGAAACACUUUCUCAAAUCUCAAUUAUUAGCCAGAUGGUCCUGAACUUAUUUCUACUGAUUAUUGUCGUGUGGAUUUAUGGCCGAGAGAGAUUCCAAAGAGAUGUUUGUUUUAUGACAAAUCGAACAUAUUCUACUUGGAUGGUUAAUAUUAUGAGAUAUGUUGCACCAUUUUUUAUAUUUUUAGUUUGGCUUAUAGCAGUUGGAUUUGUAACAUUACAUUUUAGUAAAUUAAAUAGUUGGGCUGUUGUUUUACUCAUCAUCAUUAUUGGACUCUUACCAUGGUUUAUUAUACCGAGUUAUAGCAUUUUUAAAAUUAUACAAACAACUGGAGCUGUGACAUCACGAAUAAGACGUUGUGUUAGACCAACUGAUUGGUAUCCAGUUGAUGCAAAUGAUAGACGAAGAUAUGAAGAACGAUUUAGUGAAACGGAAAUUUCACACAAUCUUACAACAGGAAAUGUUGAGAUGAAAUAAAUUUUUUUAAUAUUCAUUUAUUGGGGAAAAUACAUUUUAAAUAUAAAAUAUUGAAAUUGAUGGUUUUUAUAUGUGAAUAAAA